This is a messenger RNA of Acanthosepion pharaonis, 816 nucleotides long. NCBI's taxonomy places the organism in Eukaryota, Metazoa, Mollusca, Cephalopoda, Sepiida, Sepiidae. The record is from the annotation of a GenBank genome assembly.
AUGGUGUCUUUUAAAGAUUCGAUGCUGUUUAUAACCCCAAAAGCGACAACAGCUUUCAAUUCGUCGCACAGCAGCAAUUUUUUUCUCGUUUUCUUUUUUCUGUCAAUUACUCUUCUUUUUUUAUUUCUUUUCAUUUCCCCAUUUUCUCUUUCUAUCAUUUUCUUUUUUCUGUCUUUCACCCUUUCUUUCUUUCUUUCUUUCUUUUCAUUUCCCAAUUUUCUUCGUUUGUUUGAUUCUUUCUUUCUCCAUUUUCUUUCUUUCUUUUCAUUUCUCCAUUUUUAUUUUUCCCUCUUUUUUCUUUCUUUCUUUUUAUUUUCUCUUCAUUUAUUUGAUUCUUUCUUACUCCGUUUUCUUUCUUUCUUUUCAUUUCUCCAUUUUUAUUUUUCUCUCUUCCUUUCUUUUCUUCUUUUUCUUUCUUUCUUUCUUUUCAUUUCUCCAUUUUUAUUUUUCCCUCUUUUUUCUUUCUUCCUUUCUUUUUAUUUUCUCUUCAUUUAUUUGAUUCUUUCUUUCUCCGUUUUCUUUCUUUCUUUUCAUUUCUCCAUUUUUUUUUUCCCUCUUUUUUCUUUCUUUCUUUCUUUUUAUUUUCUCUUCAUUUAUUUGAGUCUUUCUUUCUCCGUUUUCUUUCUUUCUUUUCAUUUCUCCAUUUUUAUUUUUCUCUCUUCCUUUCUUUUCUUCUUUUUCUUUCUUUCUUUUCAUUUCCCAAUUUUCUUCGUUUGUUUAAUUCUUUCUUUCUUUUUCAUUUUCUUUCUUUUCAUUUUUAUUUUUCUCUCUCUUCCUUUCUUUCUUUUUAUUUCCCAAUUUUCUUCGUUUGUUUAA